AUGAAUAAACAACACUUGAAGAGAUACGAGAACCAUCUAUCUGUGGGAAGCUGGAAAUUCAUUGAAGAGUUCAACGUUAGCAAUUCAAUUGGACAAUACAGGACUACAAAACAUUGUUACCGGAUUAGUUUUGUCAAAUACACAAUUGUCUCUAAUUUUGCUGAUCAAAUUGUCGAAGCCACUUCCAAUAAUGAGACUGAAAAACUAAUUUGUCUCAUUAGAUUUGGAAAAAUUAAAGAGUUCAGAGAAUUGCUCAACGGAUCAUUCGACGAGGGUAUGUUGACUCUUACCAACACAGAGUCAAUUGUCGAUGAUGAAAUUCCAAACCAAGUUACCCCUACUUCGAAGAGAAAAGUUGAGCCUAUAAUUGAAGUUCUGGAAGACCAACAUUCAACAAUUAAGAAGCAAUGCAAACUUCAGAUGCAUCUUUUCGAUAUUAUCGAAAACCCUAAUCGUUGA
Messenger RNA from Thlaspi arvense, 459 nucleotides. NCBI's taxonomy places the organism in Eukaryota, Viridiplantae, Streptophyta, Magnoliopsida, Brassicales, Brassicaceae. The record is from the annotation of a GenBank genome assembly.